UGAAAGAUGAUCACCUCCAACGGCUUUUAGGGGUCCGCAGAGGCUUGAAGGAAAACACAAUUGCCUUAACCUACAUGUACCUAAUGUAUUUCUGAUUUGUGGUUGGACCUACGACUUUUAGAGUUGAGAUGAUGCCAACUCUAAAACUUUACCAUUCUGCAAUGUGCAAUGACGGGGACGGGACGGGGAUAAUCCAAGCAAGCAGCAAGCAAUUCAAAGGAAAACAAUUGCAAUCAAGAUAAGAAAAAAAGAUAAAAUCCAAAUCCACAUAAACUUAACUCCUAGGUUCGAUCUAUGCGAAAUAUUGGGAAGAUUAUAGGAAGAAGGAAGAGGGAAGAGGGAAGAAGGAAAACCAACUACGAUUCUAUGCGGUGAUCCUUGUGGCUUGGGACGAUUAAUCGAUCAACUGAAUCCUACUCACAUUUAUUCUUGAUUAUCUUUUACCUUAUUACCUACAUCCCUAUAUUCCUCUUUUAGUCGCCUUCUCUUCCUCUAUAAUAUUACUACCUAGAUUAAUAUUUCUAGACCAUCGCAGUCCGAAAUUAACCGCCGAGAUUGGAUCGAUUUCGAUGCGCGACCGUCGACAUCGCUCACGAUUCACAACUCCAAGAAUUGAUUCGACCCCGACCCCGACCCCGACCCGACCCCGACCGGGACGGGAGCAUCGCCUGUUGCCUCCCGACCGUUCAUGCUAGCGUCCAGACUGAAGAGGACAGACCCCCGGAUCCGAUGAAUAUAACUAACUAUGCCCACGCCAACGGCGGUGCUGGGCCUAUAAAGAGCGUAGAGGAUGUCGAAGAGAAGCCUCCGGUGAUCGAUGCCGGGUUGCGGAGUUUAGAUCAUUACAAGCGCGCUCUUCCGAAAUGGCGGUACGAAUUACGACAACGAGCUCUCCCUCUCGUCAGAUGGGAGACACCCUAUUUAGCCUGGCUACAGGCCACUUUGCGAUCGCCUGCGCUCGACAGUUACUUCGCCAUCACGGCUAACCUCGGCACCCAUACCUUUUUCAUGAUCGGCCUACCUAUAAUGUUCUGGUGUGGGAAUGCUUCCUUUGGGAAAGGAAUCGUACACAUCCUUGCGACGGGCGUCUUCUUCACCGGCUUUGUUAAAGACUUCUUCUCACUACCGCGACCACUCUCUCCGCCCCUCCAACGUAUCACCAUGUCUGGAUCCGCAGCGCUCGAGUACGGUUUCCCUUCGACCCAUUCCGCCAACGCCGUCUCUGUCGCCGUCUACGCUAUCCUAUGCCUCCACGACCCCGAUAACCCUUUUCAGCCCGCCGCACGCUCCGCCCUCGAGGCGCUCGCCUACUUCUACGCGAUUAGCAUCGUCUUCGGCCGCCUCUACUGCGGUAUGCACGGCUUCGUCGACGUCAUUAUCGGCUCCCUCAUGGGCGCUAUCAUAUCUCUCGUCGAGUUCUACGGCGGUCCUGUCCUCGAUCUUUAUCUCGAGGAUAGCUGGACAAGCCUAUGCGGUCUAUUACUUCUUAUUAUAAUAUUAAUUCGUGUACACCCUGAACCCGCGGAUGACUGCCCUUGCUUCGACGACAGCGUGGCCUUUGCGGGUGUCAUGAUGGGACUUGAGAUUGGUACAUGGCGCUUUGCACGAUCAUCGUGGGCCGACAUUCCGUUUGACGCUGUCGCUCUAGGAUGGCCGGUUGUCGCGCUGCGUAUCGUGUUCGGCGUGUUGGUCAUAUUCGCAUGGCGCGAGGUAGCUAAGCCGUCGUUACUAAAAGGCUUACCGCAUCUGUUUCGGCUCAUCGAAAUCUGGGGCCUCAUUUUGCCCCGCCGCUUCUUCAUGCCCGCCUCCGAGUACAAGAACAUUCCUCUGCGUCUCCGCGUCGACAACGUUAUGCCUAACGUGAGCGAUCUACCCAGCUUAAUCACAGCUGUACGACACCCCGGCCGCGGCCGUUCCGUUAGUGUUGGUCCCCAGAGCGCGGCCGACGCAUACGAGACGCUGGCGUACCGCGAGCGCAGGCGCAGGGAAAGCGUCAGUGCGGGAGCUGGAAAUGCAGAAAACAAUGCCGCUACUAAUAGCAGUACGAGUAACGGCGCGUUGCGUAAUAGAGCCAGCGUGCAGGAUCUACGGCAGCAAGAAGAAAUUGAUAAUGCGCGGAGCUCGGCCGUUAGCAAUAUUAACGGCGCUCAUAAUAAGCCGAGCGACUACGAGAAACUAAUGGGAGAGGGCACCGUGGUGGUCUCGCCGGCCGAGACAGGUGGGGAGCCGGAUAUAGUAGUAGGGCAACAUGAUGAGCUGGGUGAGAAGGAGGUCUUCUCUAGACUAGUAAAGCCGCGGGUGCGGUAUGAUGUCGAGGUUGUUACGAAGUUGGUUGUGUACUGUGGAAUCGGCUGGCUGGCCGUCGAAAUCAUUCCCGUACUGUACGAGGUUAUUCCCGGCUUAGGCGCCAGGCACCUCAUAGUGGCGUAGCCCAGCUGGGACUAAGAGUGAGACGGGGUUAUGACACAGCUGUAUUUAAUUCAGUACGUGUGAUGCUUGCCAUGAGACAUGUCAUGAUACAUAGGUACAUAUGCGAUGCCGGUGGUUGCGCUCGCUUGCCUGCCCCUGUGAUGAUACGGAAUGCCCAUUUUUCUUCAGUCUUCUUGUAUAUAAUAUAUAAUCCUGUCCGACAUUUAAUAAUAUUAUACUUCCCCGUAUUUUCUGAUUUCCUGUAAGUCGACGUCUG
This is a messenger RNA of Daldinia decipiens, 2686 nucleotides long. Its product is annotated as PAP2-domain-containing protein. Gene Ontology annotation, molecular function: sphingosine-1-phosphate phosphatase activity. The record is from RefSeq and is a predicted model, not a curated record. Bases 730 to 2430 code for a protein of 566 amino acids. Gene Ontology annotation, cellular component: endoplasmic reticulum membrane. Lineage: Eukaryota; Fungi; Ascomycota; Sordariomycetes; Xylariales; Hypoxylaceae. The transcript is spliced from 4 exons.